Messenger RNA from Drosophila simulans, 1003 nucleotides. RefSeq names its product peritrophin-44. The record is from RefSeq and is a predicted model, not a curated record. NCBI's taxonomy places the organism in Eukaryota, Metazoa, Arthropoda, Insecta, Diptera, Drosophilidae. The transcript has 4 exons. Gene Ontology annotation, cellular component: extracellular region. Bases 48 to 941 code for a protein of 297 amino acids. Gene Ontology annotation, molecular function: chitin binding.
GGUACAUACUCACAAGAGUAGAGAUUCAGUUGAAUAAAAAGCUGACAAUGAGUGGAGUAGUAAUAUGGUACUUUAUCUGCAUAUUUUGCGGAGUUUUUGGAGCAAGACCCAAAGACUUGGAGGUUUCUGGAACAACAGAUAGCACCCUAGAAACGGACUUAACUACUUCCGGUCUGGAAUAUGGUCUAAUUACCGGCAACUUGAGUAUCUGCGGCAAUGUGGCAGAUAAUGUGUUUCUACCAUUUGUGGGGGACUGUAAUAGGUACUACCUUUGUCGCUCUGGUCGAGCCAUAGAGCUGCAAUGCGAAUGGCCUUACGAGUUCAAUGCAAAUACCCAGAGCUGUGUACAUCCUGGUGAAGCUGAUUGUCUGCCCACCUGCGAGGCCUUCAAUUUCAGCACCUUCAGUUACCAGAGAACCUGCACGAGGUACGUGCUGUGCUACUACGGAAAACCUGUUCUACGGCAAUGCCAGGAUGGCCUUCAAUACAACUCUGCCACAGAUCGCUGUGAUUUUCCCCAAAAUGUCGAUUGCGUGGAGUCCGAGUGUUCCAUCUACUCCAAUGCGUAUCAUCUGCGCUAUGUUCCCAGCAAGGUUUCCUGCCAGAAGUACUUCAUCUGCGGCAACGGAAUUCCCAGGGAGCAAACCUGCACUGUUGGCCUCCACUUUAGUACCAAGUGCGAUUGCUGCGAUAUUCCAUCCAAGUCGGACUGCCAGAUUCCAGCUAUGAACAGAAAAGUGCAGCAGCUAUCACGACUUUCACCUGGUGCUACUGAAGGAAUCUGCCCACCAUCCGGGGUCCAUUUCUAUGUCCAUGAGUCUCGACGGGAUGCCUAUUACUAUUGCGUGGAUGGACAUGGUCUGAUUCUGGAUUGUUCGUCGGGUCUUUGGUACGAUCCCAAGGUUCAGGAGUGCCGUGAACCCCAGAAUGUGGGCCUGUAACAUGGCUGAUCUGAAUAAAAAAAUCUUUAUGUGACGAAAGUACUAUAGAUGUUUCAGUUAUU